AUGGAAAAAGAGGUUCUGUGGUCCUCUGUGUCAGGUUCUGUGGUCCUCUGUGUCGGGUUCUGUGGUCCUCUGUCGGGUUCUGUGGUCCUCUGUGUUGGGUUCUGUGGUCCUCUGUCGGGUUCUGUGGUCCUCUGUGUCGGGUUCUGUGGUCCUCUGUCGGGUUCUGUGGUCCUCUGUGUCGGGGUUCUGUGGUCCUCUGUGUCGGGUUCUGUGGUCCUCUGUCAGGUUCUGUGGUCCUCUGUGUCGGGUUCUGUGGUCCUCUGUGUCGGGUUCUGUGGUCCUCUGUCGGGUUCUGUGGUCCUCUGUGUUGGGUUCUGUGGUCCUCUGUCGGGUUCUGUGGUCCUCUGUGUCGGGUUCUGUGGUUCUCUCUGUCAGGUUCUGUGGUCCUCUGUGUCGGGUUCUGUGGUCCUCUGUCAGGUUCUGUGGUCCUCUGUGUCGGGUUCUGUGGUCCUCUGUGUCGGGUUCUGUGGUCCUCUGUCGGGUUCUGUGGUCCUCUGUGUCGGGUUCUGUGGUCCUCUGUCGGGUUCUGUGGUCCUCUGUGUCGGGUUCUGUGGUCCUCUGUGUCGGGUUCUGUGGUCCUCUGUGUCAGGUUCUGUGGUCCUCUGUGUCGGGUUCUGUGGUCUUCUGUGUCGGGUUCUGUGGUCCUCUGUGUCGGGUUCUGUGGUUCUGUGGUCCUCUGUGUCGGGUUCUGUGGUCCUCUGCGUCAGGUUCUGUGGUCCUCUGUGUCGGGUUCUGUGGUUCUCUCUGUCAGGUUCUGUGGUCCUCUGUCAGGUGAAGAUCCUCAUUCAGACUGUGGCGCCCCCUGCAGGCGAAGACCCUCUCAUUCAGACUGUGGCGUCCCCUGCAGGUGAAGACCCUCUCAUUCAGACUGUGGCGCCCCCUGCAGGCGAAGACCCUCUCAUUCAGACUGUGGCGCCCCCUGCAGGCGAAGACCCUCUCAUUCAGACUGUGGCGCCCCCUGCAGGCGAAGACCCUCUCAUUCAGACUGUGGCGCCCCCUGCAGGCGAAGAUCCUCUCAUUCAGACUGUGGCGCCCCCUGCAGGCGAAGACCCUCUCAUUCAGACUGUGGCGCCCCCUGCAGGCGAAGACCCUCUCAUUCAGACUGUGGCGCCCCCUGCAGGCGAAGACCCUCUCAUUCAGACUGUGGCGCCCCCUGCAGGCGAAGACCCUCUCAUUCAGACUGUGGCGCCCCCUGCAGGCGAAGACCCUCUCAUUCAGACUGUGGCGCCCCCUGCAGGCGAAGACCCUCUCAUUCAGACUGUGGCGCCCCCUGCAGGCGAAGAUCCUCUCAUUCAGACUGUGGCGCCCCCUGCAGGCGAAGACCCUCUCAUUCAGACUGUGGCGCCCCCUGCAGGCGAAGACCCUCUCAUUCAGACUGUGGCGCCCCCUGCAGGCGAAGACCCUCUCAUUCAGACUGUGGCGCCCCCUGCAGGCGAAGACCCUCUCAUUCAGACUGUGGCGUCCCCUGCAGGCGAAGACCCUCUCAUUCAGACUGUGGCGCCCCCUGCAGGUGAAGACCCUCUCAUUCAGACUGUGGCGCCCCCUGCAGGCGAAGACCCUCUCAUUCAGACUGUGGCGCCCCCUGCAGGCGAAGACCCUCUCAUUCAGACUGUGGCGCCCCCUGCAGGCGAAGAUCCUCUCAUUCAGACUGUGGCGCCCCCUGCAGGCGAAGACCCUCUCAUUCAGACUGUGGCGCCCCCUGCAGGCGAGACCCUCUCAUUCAGACUGUGGCGCCCCCUGCAGACUGUGGCGCCCCCUGCAGGCGAAGAUCCUCUCAUUCAGACUGUGGCGCCCCCUGCAGGCGAAGACCCUCUCAUUCAGACUGUGGCGCCCCCUGCAGGCGAAGACCCUCUCAUUCAGACUGUGGCGCCCCCUGCAGGCGAAGACCCUCUCAUUCAGACUGUGGCGCCCCCUGCAGGCGAAGACCCUCUCAUUCAGACUGUGGCGCCCCCUGCAGGCGAAGACCCUCUCAUUCAGACUGUGGCGCCCCCUGCAGGCGAAGACCCUCUCAUUCAGACUGUGGCGCCCCCUGCAGGCGAAGACCCUCUCAUUCAGACUGUGGCGCCCCCUGCAGGCGAAGACCCUCUCAUUCAGACUGUGGCGCCCCCUGCAGGCGAAGACCCUCUCAUUCAGACUGUGGCGCCCCCUGCAGGCGAAGACCCUCUCAUUCAGACUGUGGCGCCCCCUGCAGGCGAAGACCCUCUCAUUCAGACUGUGGCGCCCCCUGCAGGCGAAGACCCUCUCAUUCAGACUGUGGCGCCCCCUGCAGGCGAAGACCCUCUCAUUCAGACUGUGGCGCCCCCUGCAGGCGAAGACCCUCUCAUUCAGACUGUGGCGCCCCCUGCAGGCGAAGAUCCUCUCAUUCAGACUGUGGCGCCCCCUGCAGGCGAAGACCCUCUCAUUCAGACUGUGGCGCCCCCUGCAGGCGAAGAUCCUCUCAUUCAGACUGUGGCGCCCCCUGCAGGCGAAGACCCUCUCAUUCAGACUGUGGCGCCCCCUGCAGGCGAAGACCCUCUCAUUCAGACUGUGGCGCCCCCUGCAGGCGAAGACCCUCUCAUUCAGACUGUGGCGCCCCCUGCAGUGAAGACCCUCUCAUUCAGACUGUGGCGCCCCCUGCAGGCGAAGAUCCUCUCCAUUCAGACUGUGGCGCCCCCUGCAGGCGAAGACCCUCUCAUUCAGACUGUGGCGCCCCCUGCAGGCGAAGACCCUCUCAUUCAGACUGUGGCGCCCCCUGCAGGCGAAGACCCUCUCAUUCAGACUACUGUGGCGCCCCCUGCAGGCGAAGACCCUCUCAUUCAGACUGUGGCGCCCCCUGCAGGCGAAGACCCUCUCAUUCAGACUGUGGCGCCCCCUGCAGGCGAAGACCCUCUCAUUCAGACUGUGGCGCCCCCUGCAGGCGAAGACCCUCUCAUUCAGACUGUGGCGCCCCCUGCAGGCGAAGACCCUCUCAUUCAGACUGUGGCGCCCCCUGCAGGCGAAGACCCUCUCAUUCAGACUGUGGCGCCCCCUGCAGGCGAAGACCCUCUCAUUCAGACUGUGGCGCCCCCUGCAGGCGAAGACCCUCUCAUUCAGACUGUGGCGCCCCCUGCAGGCGAAGACCCUCUCAUUCAGACUGUGGCGCCCCCUGCAGGCGAAGACCCUCUCAUUCAGACUGUGGCGCCCCCUGCAGGCGAAGACCCUCUCAUUCAGACUGUGGCGCCCCCUGCAGGCGAAGACCCUCUCAUUCAGACUGUGGCGCCCCCUGCAGGCGAAGACCCUCUCAUUCAGACUGUGGCGCCCCCUGCAGGCGAAGACCCUCUCAUUCAGACUGUGGCGCCCCCUGCAGGCGAAGACCCUCUCAUUCAGACUGUGGCGCCCCCUGCAGGCGAAGACCCUCUCAUUCAGACUGUGGCGCCCCCUGCAGGCGAAGACCCUCUCAUUCAGACUGUGGCGCCCCCUGCAGGCGAAGACCCUCUCAUUCAGACUGUGGCGCCCCCUGCAGGCGAAGACCCUCUCAUUCAGACUGUGGCGCCCCCUGCAGGCGAAGACCCUCUCAUUCAGACUGUGGCGCCCCCUGCAGGCGAAGACCCUCUCAUUCAGACUGUGGCGCCCCCUGCAGGCGAAGACCCUCUCAUUCAGACUGUGGCGCCCCCUGCAGGCGAAGACCCUCUCAUUCAGACUGUGGCGCCCCCUGCAGGCGAAGACCCUCUCAUUCAGACUGUGGCGCCCCCUGCAGGCGAAGACCCUCUCAUUCAGACUGUGGCGCCCCCUGCAGGCGAAGACCCUCUCAUUCAGACUGUGGCGCCCCCUGCAGGCGAAGACCCUCUCAUUCAGACUGUGGCGCCCCCUGCAGGCGAAGACCCUCUCAUUCAGACUGUGGCGCCCCCUGCAGGCGAAGACCCUCUCAUUCAGACUGUGGCGCCCCCUGCAGGCGAAGACCCUCUCAUUCAGACUGUGGCGCCCCCUGCAGGCGAAGACCCUCUCAUUCAGACUGUGGCGCCCCCUGCAGGCGAAGACCCUCUCAUUCAGACUGUGGCGCCCCCUGCAGGCGAAGACCCUCUCAUUCAGACUGUGGCGCCCCCUGCAGGCGAAGACCCUCUCAUUCAGACUGUGGCGCCCCCUGCAGGCGAAGACCCUCUCAUUCAGACUGUGGCGCCCCCUGCAGGCGAAGACCCUCUCAUUCAGACUGUGGCGCCCCCUGCAGGCGAAGACCCUCUCAUUCAGACUGUGGCGCCCCCUGCAGGCGAAGACCCUCUCAUUCAGACUGUGGCGCAGACUGAACAACUGAAACAUCUUCACUCUUUAUGCGCUGAGAUUAGAGCUCAGAUUAGAGCCGAGAUUAGGUCUGAGAUUAGGGUUGAGAUUGCAGAUUAA
Messenger RNA from Knipowitschia caucasica, 4353 nucleotides. Lineage: Eukaryota; Metazoa; Chordata; Actinopteri; Gobiiformes; Gobiidae. The record is from the annotation of a GenBank genome assembly.